This is a messenger RNA of Neodiprion fabricii, 1772 nucleotides long. RefSeq names its product homeobox protein ARX-like. Gene Ontology annotation, biological process: regulation of transcription by RNA polymerase II. The transcript is spliced from 3 exons. NCBI's taxonomy places the organism in Eukaryota, Metazoa, Arthropoda, Insecta, Hymenoptera, Diprionidae. Gene Ontology annotation, molecular function: DNA-binding transcription factor activity, RNA polymerase II-specific; RNA polymerase II transcription regulatory region sequence-specific DNA binding. The coding region runs from base 1 to 735 and encodes 244 amino acids. The record is from RefSeq and is a predicted model, not a curated record.
AUGGAUUUGAAAGAAGAGGAAUCUGUCGAAGAUAACAACAGGCAGUUAUUUUUGGUUGGGACUCCUCGAGAUCCUCUCGUUUCAGCAGGUUCUAUUAUUACUGCUGAUGGUACAAAUGAUGAUAUACAUUCUGGUGAUCUGCAAUCGGCCACUCUAGCUGGACUGAUGGGCACUCAAUCCUCCUCCGUUUGCUUCCCUGCAAAAUUCACAUACGACUUUUCCUCACCAAGUCCUGGAGGCGAUGACAGGCCAGCGGCUGGAAUGGGAAAGCGAAAACAGCGAAGAUAUCGUACGACGUUUACUAAUUUUCAGUUGGAAGAACUUGAAAGAGCUUUCCAGAAAACUCAUUACCCGGAUGUGUUCUUCAGAGAGGAGCUUGCUCUCAGAAUCCAGCUGACGGAGGCCAGAGUUCAAGUCUGGUUUCAGAACAGGCGAGCCAAGUGGAGGAAGCAGGAGAAGCAGUGUAAGGCUGCUACUCACAUGGCAGCUCACAUCACGUCUCCGGAUUGUCAAGAACCGCAGCAACAGCAGCCGCAGGAUCAUCUGCUGCUAGAACCACCGAUGGGUAGCCCGCCUCCGAUUUAUCUCGGCAUGGAAUGGGCUGGAUUCUCUCCAUAUGGAAACGCUGCGACUCCAUCUCCGCUCAUAGUGAAUCACAUGAACAAGCCAUCGGAGAACGAUGAUAAUCCUUUGCUCGAUCCUGAGCUGUUACAAUUGAAAACGCCGAGGUCGUAAUGAUGCGGGUGUAGUACGUUGUGCGGUGUGUUCAAUCCUACAACGAACGCCUUACUAUUGUACAAUGAAGAGCAGAUUUCUCGACUCCGAUUACAAGAGCGAGAUAAUAAUUAAACUGAUCAGAACUUUUCACUAACCCAAGGUGUGGAAUAAUUAGAUGAUGACUGUAACGGUCACAAUGAUAUUAAUCACGAUUGGCUGAGAUAAAAUUAGUACAAUAUGUAAAGAUUUGAAAAAUCUUACAUUAUUAAAUUUGUAUACGCGUUAAAAUAGCGAUUACUAAUUUAUUUAGCAUUAUAAGCAUUGUGUGAUUUGACUUCUUAAAUGUACAGUGAGAAAUUUCAUUUCGUACGUGCAGCACAAAGUCGCCUUCAAUUAAUAAUUAGAAAACAAAUUAAAAAGGUUAAAACAAAGAUCAACUGAUAAAUAUAAGUAUGAAUAUAUAUGAAUAGGCGGACUUAUGCUCUGCCUCACCGUCUAUUACUGAAUUUUGAAACCAGGCAUGGAUAUGAAUAUUCUGUCUCUUGCAGAAGCACUUUGUACAGGAGCAACAAAAAAAGAAUGAAUCUGUUACCGAAAUCAUUAGACCGAUGAUAAAAUAAUAACGGCAUCUUUAUUGGUUGCGUAUAUAUUACAUUUUACCUAAUCAAUUAAUUUACUUUUAAUCGGUUGAGGAGUAGUUAAGUUUCUUACGUUACUCCCUGGCCCUGUUUCAUUGUUACAAAUCAGCUGCAUUAACUGGGCUGAAUCUCAUUUUCCUUGGCAGAUAACUGACGUGCGAUUACAAUGCAAGAUGAUUCUUGUGUAACAGAGAGAGAGUGAUGAUCACAUAGUUACUUGCUCCUGCUGACAAUGAAUCGCUUUACGUUGCGCCGUAGUACACAAGACAUACGGGAGUAUCUUAUUACUUGAAAUAAAUUAGCAAGGUGGAUUGGAGCUAGGUUACGCAACGUAAGAAUAUUCGUCCGAACUGUUCGCCGUACGCUCGAUAUAUUGUUUGUCAAUCAGAGCCUCGAUGCAUUUUUUGAUCAUUCCAA